Molecule: messenger RNA, 1539 nt
Organism: Bipolaris victoriae FI3
Lineage: Eukaryota; Fungi; Ascomycota; Dothideomycetes; Pleosporales; Pleosporaceae
Exons: 6
Coding region: 1-1539 (512 amino acids)
Molecular function (GO): N,N-dimethylaniline monooxygenase activity; NADP binding; flavin adenine dinucleotide binding
Source: RefSeq, a predicted model, not a curated record
AUGGUGAUGGAGGGAAAGCGCCACAUCCUUGUCAUUGGAGCUGGAAAGUACUUAUCACAUGCCUACACAUUCAGAAUUUUGGAGAAGAACCAUGACGUUGGGGGCACGUGGCUAGAAAACAGAUACCCAGGCUGCGCUUGCGAUGUUCCAAGUGAUAUUUACCAAUACUCAUUUGCGCCAGCGAAAAAUUGGUCCCAAUUAUUUGCCCCCUCUGAAGAGAUCCAGAGCUAUCUCUCGCGUGUAGUCGAUCACUUCAGUCUUUGGAGUCAUAUCGAAUUAGAGACUUCGGUGAAACGAUGUGUCUGGAUUGAGCAAGAGAGGAGGUGGCUGUUAGACACCGAACACAAUGGUAUCCUUGAAACAGGGAGGAAGGCGGAUAUAUUAAUCAAUGCCGGGGGAAUCCUGAACGACUACCGAUAUCCUGAUAUACCGGGACUAGAAAGCUUCAAGGGACCUCUUAUGCAUACUGCGGACUGGGAUCACUCGGUCAAUCUGGUAGGGAAAAACGUCAGUGUUAUUGGGUCAGGCGCAAGCGCUAUUCAGGUCAUCCCCCAGAUCCAGCCUCUAGUCAAACGGCUGUCGGUCUACAUCCGAACUCCAUCGUGGAUUACUAGACUGCCAGACAGCUUCGGAGGAACAGAGAACUGCUCCAUCGACACCACAGAUAACUAUCUGCAGCGCUGCAAAUUGCUAGAAAGCUACUAUAACCAGCUUUUCCCAGUCUUUUAUCGCGACUCUGAGACACAGAUACGCGAGCGCCAGGAGUUGGCUUUGUGGAUGGAGAACCACAUCACAGAUCCUACACUGCGCAAACGCCUUAUUCCCGAUUACGAGUUAGGUUGCCGCAGAAUAAGUCCAGGAGAACCCUUCCUACGCGCCUUGCAAGAGCCGAACGUUAAAUGCAUAUUCAGUCCGAUCGAGUCAUGCAAGUCAGAAGGCUUACAGACGGCGGACGGUAUUGAGGUAUCCGAUGUUGUUGUUGCCGCAACAGGCUUUAACACCUCAUUUUGCCCUCGAUUCCCGCUAGUGGGCCAGAAUGGUGUAGAUCUUAGGGAGCUAUGGAAGGACGACCCAGCGUCCUACAUGGGUCUUGGAUGUGCAGGCUUCCCGAAUUAUUUGUCGAUGCUCGGUCCUAAUUGUCCUGUUGCCAACGGCAGUCUGAUAGGGAGUCUUGAAGCGACAGCAGAUUUCAUCGUUCGUCUCCUCAAGCGUGUGGAUAGUCACAAUGUUGCCACGUUUGCACCGAAAAGAGGCGCCCAGGAAGACUUCAACUUGCAGGUUGACGAGUUUAUGAAAGAUACUGUCUGGACUGGUAAUUGUACAAGUUGGUACAAAAAAGGCCAGGCUGGAAGAAUAACAGCAGUCUGGCCAGGUAGUAGUCUCCAUUACCGUGAAGUACUUGCCCAGGACCGCUGGGAAGAUUGGAAGUGGACUUAUCCGGGUGGACGCUUCAAGGCAUGGGGUAGGGGAAUUUCCGUUGUGGAACAAAGGGGAGGCGACUAUAGUCAUUACAUGGAACAUGGGCCUCGUAUACCGUAA